AUGCCUUCUCUUCACCAUGGAACAAUCCUCAUUGGGGUGUUCCUCAUCGUCACCGGGGGCUCUACGGCCUUCCUGACCUCGUCCCAGAGUCGUAUGCAAGCCUUUUCCCUCUGCUGCGUGAUUUUGGGUGCGUUGAUGCUCAUACUGGGGUUAUUCUGGGCCAUGAACCGUAAAAGCUCCGUGAACUACACCGCCGACUACAACGGAGAGUUUCCACACUUCCAUAACGACUCUGCCCAGAGCAGUCACGUUCUUUUCACGUCCCCGGGACACCGCCUUCCGGAGUCCCAGUCGGCAUACGUGCACAGGACUCUGGAGUGUCAGAGGCAUGGCCCAUACUGCAGGGACCUUGACCGCCCCCCCGUGGAUCCAGGGUGUUUCAGCCCAGCCCCUCACCCCCCUCCCUGGCUAGGACCUCCCCCUCCCUAUGAAGUAGCCAUCAAGACCACCUGCAGCUCCACACACCUGCGACGAGCCUACUCAGACUCUCACCUGGCAUCCGAACCACUGUUCGGGCGAUCGCGAGAGAUCAGUUUUGAGGUGUGACACUGUUUGUGACAAAACCACCCCCCCACACCCCGCCCCGCCCCCCACACCCCGCUCAACAGUUCCUCUCCACCUAUGAGACUGCAGGAGGGAUGCUGUGCCGUGUUGACACCGUGGGUUUGAAUAUGGGCCACUUGAACUGAAACUGACCUUUGAGUUGUUCUGAGUUGACCUUUAGAUUCUCAAAUGGUCACACACAAGUAUUCCUUCACCUCAUCUUUUAACCAUCACAUACACACAGACACACAGCUAACUCAAUGUGUUUGUUGAUUUGUGUGUGUGUGUGUGUGUGUGAGUUCAUGUUAGGGAUCUUCUUUCCACGUCUGACCCCAGCUCGGCUAUGCAUGGUUCACAAACACUUUUGAUUGGAUGAUUUGCCCAUGUUCUGUUCUGUCAUGUUUUCAAUUAAUAAAGGAGAUAUGAUGAUGCUAUGUUUCAUACCUAUAAGAUAAUUGUUAUAAUGGUUUGUGCUCUUGAAAAGGACUUGAGAACCCGGCAGGUCGUGUGGGUCAUCCCCUACUCCAUUCACUAUAGCGCUUGGAACCAACAACCUUGAGUGCCUUCUAUUUUCAGAUUAGUGUGGUAAUAUUAUUCCAGAAUGUCCUCGACACACUUCUUGGCCUUUACUUCCAAGUCAAUCAUCAAGUUUAAAUAAACUGAUAAGAGGGGGUUCAGAUCCGUCAUCCACAUAUAAUAUAAUACAAGUUUCGCCUUUCAAAAUAUUUCCACGAUAAAACAUUCCAAGAAUAUAAAAACUUUAAAGAAGAAAGAAACUAAUAUCUUAACGGAUUUGAUAAGUCGUAUUGGCCGCGUCGAGUAACUGGUAAUAGCCUGUGCAGAAGCCAGAGCUCUAUGGACGCUAUAUCAUUUUGUUAACAAACAUUCAGUUUAAGUUAAAACUUGUCUUGCGACAGACAACUACACAUCCAAACAUUUAUAUAGUGAUCGACAACGGCAUUGUUCCACUAGUUUCGCUAUCCUGUUGCUCCGCAGUCCUCACUCGUUAGGCUAGCACAUUUCUAAACGAUUGUCCUGAAGGCUAAACCUGAUAGCAUUGUCAAGACAUCCUACACAGACAAGCAAAGAGAUACAAUAUGAGUAAUUGUCAAAAAUAAUGAAUUUCCUGUGUAUUGUUUGUCAAUCUCAAGAGAACAAUAUAAGUCAAACAAAACAAUUGCGGCUUCUAGUGAGGGCAGGCAUCAAGCCGCACAAUGAUUGGUUGAAAAGAGGUGACAGUCCUUUGAUUAGAAGGUGCCCCAAAAUGCAGAUCUGGGAUCAGGUUUCACCAUCACCAGUCGCAUGUGUUGAAAAAAUUAACUGAUCCUGAAUCCGCAUCCAGGAAAUUCAGAAAAGUAAAACAUCGUAUUUGUGAAAUGACAGAAUUAUCGUACACUUGAGAAGACUGUUGAGCAUUAUUGAUCACACAUUGUAAAGGGCAACAUUUGAAGUAGCCCACUUAACAUCUGGCAACACUAUUCGUCACCAAAAAAACGUUUUCUAAACUGACUUCCUCUGACCGCGUGCAAUCCGCAGUGAGCAGCGUACCCCGAGAGCGUGCCCAGCCCACGAAUACAUACCGUUUUU
Molecule: messenger RNA, 2130 nt
Organism: Hypomesus transpacificus
Lineage: Eukaryota; Metazoa; Chordata; Actinopteri; Osmeriformes; Osmeridae
Exons: 2
Coding region: 1-546 (181 amino acids)
Source: RefSeq, a predicted model, not a curated record